Messenger RNA from Racocetra fulgida, 960 nucleotides. Lineage: Eukaryota; Fungi; Glomeromycota; Glomeromycetes; Diversisporales; Gigasporaceae. The record is from the annotation of a GenBank genome assembly.
AUGUAUAAUUUCGCUUCCUUUCAAGCAUCUGUUCAAGAUAAAUUACGAAAUGAUGACAAACAAGAUAGUCAACAUCAAAAAUCAAAGAAAUCCGUUUGUUCCUCUUCCUCAAUAGACAGUUGGAAAUUAUUUGACCAUGCCAUGUUAUUAACUUCUCAAGCAACUAUCUUAACUGCAAAUUUUCUCACCCACCAUCUAUCCGGUCCCCGUAAACCUUCUUGGCCAAUACAACUUACGUUAAUUUGUGCCGCCAUGAGAGCCCUAACCGAGCAUACCCACUUGGCUGACGUGGAUAAACUAAGAAUGUUUAUUAGCAUUCCUUUUAUCUUUACCCCUUCGGAUAUCGUUGUUACACCUGUAUCAUUUAGAGUUUUGAAUAGAGGAUUACCUGGUAUAUUAAAGGAUUUAGAAGAUUGUGAAACAGGGAAUCGAGAGAUUAGUGCUGAAUGGGUUGUACCCAAAGGAUUAUGGAGAAAAAUUAACGAUGAUUAUCAUUUAUCAGCUGCUCAUUAUAAGCAUAUAUAUGUUGAUCAAGAUGGUAUUAAAUGGUCAAACGAAAAAGUAAUUUUAUAUCUACACGGUGGUGCUUACUAUCUUAUGUCAGCUAAAACACAUAGAGAAUUAAACUAUCGUCUAUCGAAACCGUGGGUAGAUUUGACGAUGUCAUGCGCAAGUUGGGAUCAAAAUCAACCCUACGAUUAUUUAUUCAAACAAAAAGAUGAUGAUCCAUUACAUCCUGUAAAUCUUUACUUAAAAUCUCAUGAGGAUCGUUCAAAAUUGAUUACUCAUCCUUAUGUAUCUCCGUUAUUUGGUGAAUUACAUGACUUACCUCCGUUAUUAAUACAAUGUGGUGAUAGUGAAGUGUUGAGAGAUGAGAUUUAUUUGUUGGUUCAAAAAGCUUUUGAAACCGGAACUACAUUCGUACAACACGAAGUUUAUGAGGGUUUGUGUUUUAAAUAA